CCCUCCCAAACGACGCAAUACUCCUUUCACGACAGCAUACAUUCACUUUAAGCCAGCAUAUACCCCGAAAACAGGUGUAUAAAUGAACUCGACCACCUUCAGAACCCCUUCUCCAGCAUCGGCGCCUGCCAACGGACAAAACAAUGUCAAUGGCAACUACACUCCACGCGUCGUUCCUCUCACCUGCUCUGGUCACACUCGCCCUGUUCCCUACCUUCACUUCUCCGACUUGAUUCCCCAGGAUGAGGAGCACCCCUACUACUUUGUUUCCGCUUGCAAAGACGGCAACCCUAUGAUCCGAGACGGUAUGCGUGGUGACUGGGUCGGUACUUUCCUCGGCCACAAAGGUUGCGUCUGGUCCGCCAAGAUUUCCGGAGAUGCCGCGACAGCAGUUACCGGUUCAGCAGACUUUACCGCCAAGGUAUGGGAUACCUAUAACGGUCAAGCAACGCAUACAUUCCACCACAAUCACAUCGUCCGCGCCGUCGACUUCCAACACGCACGCAAGGGAUUGCAAUCCGAAAACAUUGUUACCGGUGGACACGAGAAGCUUCUGAGAACGUUCUCGUUGGCAGAGGGAAGGGACGAACCUACCACUACUUUCAGUGGUAGUCAGGGAACGAUCAAGAGCGUUAGCUGGACUACCUCGGAAAUCAUCAUCUCGGCUGCCGAGGACAAGCAAGUACGAUGGUGGGAUAACAGAAUUGGAGAGGAGAUUGCUGCGUUCCCAACUGGACCAGGUGAAGACAUCACGAGCUGUGAAGUGACAAGGGAUCGCCGUUACAUUACCGUUACGGCUGGCAAGAAGAUCUACUUUAUCGAUUACAAAACCAGGGAGUGUGUCAAGACCGUCACCACCAACUACAACAUCUCAUCUGUGGCCCUUCACCCUUCGCAGUCUCACUUCGUCACCGGUUCCACCGACGACACCUGGGUUCGUGUAUACGACUUCGAAGGCAACGAGCUCGAGGUCUACAAGGGCCACCACGGACCCAUCUGGACCGUGGGAUUCAGCCCUGACGGAAGAUUGUACGCAACAGGCUCCGAAGACGGUACAAUUAGAUUGUGGAAGUGGGGCCCCGAAGCCUACGGAUUGUGGAAAUAGACGAGUUGGCGGCGAAAGAAGCACGCUCAAAGGCAAAUGACAAGAUCAAACGGGGUACAAGGAUCUUUCGGAUAUUUUGCAUAAUUGGUUUCACGGAGUUCA
Molecule: messenger RNA, 1207 nt
Organism: Saitoella complicata NRRL Y-17804
Lineage: Eukaryota; Fungi; Ascomycota; Saitoellomycetes; Saitoellales; Saitoellaceae
Product: WD40 repeat-like protein
Exons: 2
Coding region: 83-1105 (340 amino acids)
Biological process (GO): spliceosomal snRNP assembly
Cellular component (GO): SMN complex
Molecular function (GO): RNA binding; protein binding
Source: RefSeq, a predicted model, not a curated record